This is a messenger RNA of Ornithodoros turicata, 1771 nucleotides long. RefSeq names its product DAZ-associated protein 2-like. The record is from RefSeq and is a predicted model, not a curated record. The coding region runs from base 262 to 816 and encodes 184 amino acids. Lineage: Eukaryota; Metazoa; Arthropoda; Arachnida; Ixodida; Argasidae. The transcript is spliced from 3 exons.
GUAGGCUCUGUUGAGAAGAGCCGCGUGAUGCAUUAUUAUAUUUGUUCGUGAGCAAGCAGUUGGAAUAUAUCAAAUACAUAUGUCCUAUCGUGCUCACUCUGGUCAAAAUCUUGAACGUCUAGGUCUAGCCGUGGUCUAGCUACACUGACUUGCCGGACUUGCGUUGGCAAGAGUCAUCGCAACCGCCGUGACGUACGCGGAUUCGUUGACUGAUUUGGGUUGUGGUUGUAGGUCAGUCUCGUCAGAAGUUUAUCGCAUACAAUGAGCAGUUUUCCGCCACCACAUUAUCCUACACGUUCACCACAGUGUCCUGUGGCAGUGCUUAUUGAUUCAUGCAAGCUAUUGAAGUUUCUUGGUCCUUUCCCUGGAAAGGAUGCUCCUCCUUCCGAUCCCCCACCCCCAUACAGUCCCCCAUACCCAGCAGCAACCGGAUAUCCAACCCCGCUGUACCCAACAAACCAGGGUCCAACACAGUACACCAGCCCUUAUCCCAUACCACAAACAAGCCAACCAGUGGGACAUCCAGCCCAGUCGUACCCACCGCAAGGGCAGCCGUACCCGACACUACCGCAGUACCCACCAGGGUCCCAGUACGGCGGUGCAGCCUAUCCGCAACAACAGGUUGUGUACGUUCCGGGAGCCUUUGAUGCCGGAGCCAGGUUUGCACCAGGAGCUCCUAUCAGCAUACCACCACCACCUCCAGGGGUCGCUCCCAAUGCAGCACAGAUAGCCGCCAUGCAAGGCAAUGCAACCGUUGUCAUGGGACAGAAGAAGCCUGACCUUUUUGUUGGCAAGGGUGACUUCACCUUUUGGUAAAGAGCUGCAGCUCACAAUACAAAAAGUAUUAAGAAUGUGCACUUCAGUUGCUUCACUUAAUGUUUGUACUUAGCCACUUAUUAACGUUGUUUGAUGUUCUUCACAUGUUCCUAUAAUGCAGUUUCUGUUGGUGCUUUUUAAAUGUAAAUCAUUUUGCCAGCAAGUAUUAGUAAUCUAAUACUUGAAGCCAGCUACAUAUGCAUGGAGAUUGUUAUGGAACCAUGCCUGUUCCUUAGGAGACGAUUAUUAUAGAUUAUUAUUGGCACUUUGAUCGAUUCCCACCAUAAGCAAUCAUUACUCACAUGAAAAUUAAUUGUUUUUGCUGAACCGAACAAAGCUACACAAGCUUAUGUCAUCCUUCCUACUGUGCAAACUCGGAAGCACAGUAGAAAGAAUGGCGUAGAAAAUGUGUAUCCGUGCAUAGAAGUGAGCAUGGGUAAGUAUACAUGUUGUACCUGCAGAUGCGUCAUUUGCUGCAAUUUUAGUCAAAUAUCCUGUACCUGAACAGCAGUUUGAGUACCAGCAUACUCUCAAGGUUGCCUGCUGUAAAUUAUCUAGGCUGUAAGUCACUUUUGCAAGGCUUUGGUAAAGGUAUCUGAAUUUAAUGGACACUAUUAGGCAUUGGUGGUGGCUUGAUGUGUCUGCCAAUGGACCACUUUCGUGGACCACACCGUGCAUGCUCGCCUCUCCUCCCGUGCACACUCCCGCACUUCCUGGUUAAAACCGCCACCAUUUUCUCUUGGUGCUGUAGUGAAUCAAUGCCCACUCAGUGCGCUGUGUUUAGUGUUCUCCAACUAACAGGGCUCGUAUCUUUCCACAUUCAAGUGCUGUGUAGAUUUGCCGAUUGCCUGCAUGGAAGUGCAGCAACUACUUCAAACGCUCAUAUGCUCAAUGUUGCGUUUUUCUUUUCGAACAUCAUGUAUUAUAAUCCCGAAAUAAACUCUUGCUUGAGGAA